GCCUCAUGCGGUGCAUGGUCUUCCCGAUCGUCUUCAUGCUGAGGCUCGGUGCCGUCAACGCACAUAAUGCAUCUUUCGUAUCAGGUGAUAACUUCUCCUUUUCCUUCUCGUUGAUUUUUUUCCCCUUGAUCCACGGAUGUAUUUUUUCACACCCGGCAGUCUACUGCAAUGUCUUUCACGUGGAAUAUUUUCAGCAUUCUCCCGAACGAUAUAAAAGCCUAUUUAGUUGCAGUUAUGUUGAAUAAACAAACACGUGCGGCCCUGUUUGUCUGCGUUACAGGCUCUCAAGGUCGCAUAUUAUUUCUUCCGAGCCGUGAAGGAGUUCUCUCUGCGUUUUCUCGACUCGGCUCGCUCUAGAAACGAGGCCAUUUUCGCUGUUAUCCGUCUCCGAUCGUUCGUUUCGUGUGUGUGCAUGUACUUCGGCAGGUGAAUAGAGUGGAGCCGACAUGGGCAGCGUCUCGGUGUUGGCCCUGGCCCUCUUGAGCCUCGCGUCGUCCUCGCUCGGUCGGGUCGCGGAGCGCGAGGUCAUCCUCGGAUCGGGGGAACUCGGGAAUCCUCACCAGUCCUUUCCGAUAACGAGGAAGGCGUGGGGGAAGAAGGCGGGCGGUGUCCGUCGCCACGUCGGACCGCAUCGGGCUCACCCCGAGCUCAGGAAUGACAACCUCGACACGCCAGGGCUGAUAGCGAAAUUCGGAUACCCGGUGGAGACGCACACGGUCACGACGGCGGAUGGCUACAUGAUAGACGUGCACAGGAUCCCAUAUGGGGUGAAUGAGUCCGACGAGGGAUCCCGGAUCCCCGUCUUCGUUCAGCACGGCCUUCUUUCCUCCUCCGCGGACUGGGUCGUCAGCGGACCCGAGAAGGGACUCGGUUUCAUAUUGGCCGAUGCAGGCUACGAUGUCUGGAUUGGGAACGUGAGGGGGAACACAUACGGCCGACGCCAUGUCAAGUUGUCCCCUAAAGAUGAAGCUUUCUGGGACUUCAGUUGGGAUCAGAUGGGAGAGCUGGACCUGCCUGCAAUGCUGGACAAGAUGUUGAAGAAGACGGGUCAAGACAAAUUCCAUUAUAUAGGUCACAGCAUGGGCACGAUCAUGUUUUGGGUCUUGAGCGACAUGAGGCCCGAAUAUCGAGAUCAUUUCCUGAGUAUGCACGCAAUGGGGCCCGUUGCCAGAGUUGAUCAUAUGAUAAGCCCCAUUGGACUCAUCGCUCCAUUCGCCAAUCAAAUCCAGAGGAUAUUGAAAUGGUUCGGACACUACGAAUUCCUCCCGCACAAUAUAUGGAUGACGUUAAUGGGGAAAUAUUUUUGCUUGCUCUCGGCCGUGGAUGAGAGGAUUUGCGAGAACAUCAUCUUCCUUCUCUGCGGCUACGAUUCCAAGCAAUUGAACGUGUGGUUGUUGGAGAUGUUGGGCCGAUAUGAAUUUAUGCCGAGCUCCGAUUUCAUGGCUUCCCUUGUCUGCAACGAGAACUGGAGACUUCAGAUCGUCUGCACUUCUGUCCUGUUCCUUCUCUGUGGCUUUGACGAGGCGCAACUGAAUGACCAUUUCGAUUGGGGGGAAGAGGUGAAUCUGCAACGCUAUGGUCAGGCAGUACCACCUGAGUAUAACCUGUCCAAGGUUAACACCCCAGUCUUCCUCUAUUGGGGCCAGAACGAUUGGCUCGCCGUUCCCCAAGAUGUUGAAUGGCUAUCGAAGCAAGUACCUAGCUUGAAUGGGAACUUCCGUGUGAACUUCAAUGCCUGGAAUCACCUGGACUUCCUUUGGGGCAUUGACGCCAAGAAACUUGUCUAUGAUAAAAUAACUGACUUGAUGAAACAAUUUGAGUCAUGAAAAGAAACAG
This is a messenger RNA of Darwinula stevensoni, 1836 nucleotides long. NCBI's taxonomy places the organism in Eukaryota, Metazoa, Arthropoda, Ostracoda, Podocopida, Darwinulidae. The record is from the annotation of a GenBank genome assembly.